Messenger RNA from Sitodiplosis mosellana (orange wheat blossom midge), 4733 nucleotides. It is a transcript of the gene 5PtaseI, whose product is annotated as inositol polyphosphate-5-phosphatase A. Bases 1293 to 2744 code for a protein of 483 amino acids. Gene Ontology annotation, biological process: phosphatidylinositol dephosphorylation. Gene Ontology annotation, molecular function: inositol-polyphosphate 5-phosphatase activity. NCBI's taxonomy places the organism in Eukaryota, Metazoa, Arthropoda, Insecta, Diptera, Cecidomyiidae. The transcript has 9 exons. The record is from RefSeq and is a predicted model, not a curated record.
UUGGUAGAAAGUAACCAAGGCGCAUAUCCAUAUCGGUGAAUAUCUUCUUUCGUUGAGCGAGUGGUCGCACGCGCUCUAUCCGUGUAUGCCAUAGAAAACACAAAACACAAAUACCACAUCCAUAUUAUAUGGCAGCGUAAACAGUGCGACAGAAGAAAGAGCCAUGAAUCAAAGUGAAACGCCAAAUACCCAUACAUGUUGUGGCCGCGCGCAAUACACGCUCAACUCGGUAUCAGUAUCAGCAGCAGCAGCAGCAGCAGUAGCAGCCGUACUACGAUAUGACUGACAGAGAACGUCGACUGACGAAUCGCGCGAAUGAGACAAACGUAACGGGGCUAACGAUAACGACAGGCUAAAAUGUAAAUACACACAGGCAUGUAUCAAAGUGCACACAACACACUGUCGAAGAAAACACACGGGCAGAAAAAAAAGUAGGAGUCAGUCAGUGCGAAACGAUAAGUAGCAUACACUGAAACAUCAACAAAAAUCAACAAAUAGCUCUACAUGUACGUCAUGUGUGUAUAUCAAUAUUCCUUUGAGCGCGUUCGAAGCGAAUACACAGUACACAUUUCACAUUCAUUUCGAUACAGUACCUUUUUUUUCUCUCUCGAUGAUAUUCUUGUGUAAAAACCGAUAAAUAAAACUAUAUAGAUAAAAGGAAAUAAAACAAAUCGUUGGAAGUCAAAACGAAGAAGAAUAAAAAUGGCAGUCAUGUGCUCGGGUUUAUCAUAAAAUAAAAAAUAAAAAAUAAAAAAACGAAACAGUUUUGUGUGCUGGAAACAUUUUUAUUUAAAAUGAUAAACGAAUCCAACAUCCACAGUCAGUUCAAUGUGAGGAAAAGUGUACGAAAAUCAAUCGGAUUUUUUUGCCCCUCGGGGAAAUCCAAGCGCAACGUGAAGGGAACUUGUGUACUUAAACAUAGAGUCAUCGCGAUACAUUGCUUAGAAUCAGUCAGCCGAUCAAAUUCAUAAAAGAAAUUAGCCAAAUUCGUUGAAGAGAGAAAAACAAAAAAAAAUAAAUUAAGCAGAGCGGAAACCGUGUCCUACUGAGUGGAGUGUGUGUGAAAUAAAGAAAAUUUAAACGGUUUUUAAUUGUUGUGCAUUGCCUGAAACGACCCACACACACACAUAAAUUCAAUUAUCAAAUUGAGAUCGGCCAUCCAGCAGAAACCGUGAAAAGGAGCAAAAGGAAGCGGGUUGUGCAUUUCUCCCACUCUCUCUCCCUCCCACACUAUCCAAAGAAACGCAGCAGAAGCAGAAAAAGAGAAUCGUAGUUUUUAAUUCCAGAAUAAAAUGGAUACAGAAUACGUGCCAUUUCUCCUAGUCACAGCUAAUGUGGGGAGUGUUUUUGAAGAUCCGUCUCGAUUGCUAGUGUCAUGGAUAUCGGAAUUUCUAGCCAAAAUCUCGCUACUAAAGCCGCAAUUUGUUGCGCUACACUUGCAAGAAGUUGGCGGCAAAACGUACGAAAAAUCCAUGGAAUACGUGCAGGAAUUCAUCCGACUGCUAUGCGAAUCGCCUGAACUGGAGAAUUUCAACCGAAUUCGAGUAUAUUUAGAUGAAGAUUACACCUCCGCUGAACAUUUCACGGCAUUGGGCAAUUUAUACUUUAUUGAAAAGUCACUAAGCACGGUAAAAAUAUGGAAUUUUCUGACGCACGAAUGGGAAGCCGUCGAGGGGAAAAGCGUGCACACGGGCAACAUAGAGGCUGUAGCAACCAAAGAAAAGGCCAAAUUUCCGCAACACUUUUUCCCAGAAUGUAAAUGGUCACGAAAGGGUUUCCUUCGAACGCGCUGGGAAAUCAACGGUACUGUAUUCGAUAUGAUCAACAUUCAUUUAUUCCAUGAUGCAUCCAAUUUGGCUGCCAGCGAAGAAACACCGUCAGUCUAUUGUAAAAGCAGGCGUCGAGCUUUGGUCUACACACUGGAGCGGUUUCACAAAGAUGUCUUAAACGGGGUGGCACCAUAUUUCGUAUUCGGCGAUUUCAACUUUCGCUGUGAUACAGAAGGUGUAGUCAAGAAACUAGCCGAAGACUUAACAAUUCACAGAAUAUUAAAUGUGAAAAAUGACCAUUACAAGGUUCAAUAUCGUGAUGGCGAUGCACAAAAUGUGCUGACCAUUGGAAAAAAGGAAUUCCAUCACGUGGAACAUCAGACCAAAUUCAAAGAAUCAUGGUUGCAGCAAUUCGACUUUGAACUGCAGCCAUUGAAAGAAGUACUUGUCGAAUAUCCAAUAACAUUCCCACCUUCAUAUCCGUACGAAGAAGAUCCAGUAUUGCCACAAGAUUAUAUGCUCACCCGAUGUCCAGCUUGGUGUGAUCGCAUUCUGAUGAGUCCAGCCGCCAAAAAUCUUAUCAAUGAUAACAAUUUCUCGUCAUUGCACUACAAUACAAUCGGCAAUAAUGUGUGCAUGGGUGAUCACAAGCCUGUCUUCUUAAGUAUCAACUUAAAAACAUUUCAAGGAAAGAGCCUUCAACGAGAUGAUUUGUUGAUAUCACCCGAGCUGCAGGAAAUCGUUGAUAUGAUCUUCGGUAAUGAGGAUGGUGCAAAUUCGAAUGCGAAUGCGCAUAGCGACGAGGAGGAUGCGACAGCGGCGACGACGGCGGCAGCUAAUGAGGGAUCCGGCAUCGUUGCAAAUAGUAAAUUCAUUCAGUUGAGUAGCAUUAAACAAGACGUCGAAUCAACCAGCGCAGACUGUUAUUAUCCGAAUAAUGGCAACUCGGUUGUUUUUCGCGAAACCACCGUUUGAAAAUAGAUGAAUUAAUUUUUUGUUUUGUUUUGUUUUGUUUUCCGUUGUCGUUGUCGUCGUCAUCGUCGUCGUCGUCACAAAAUAUAGAGACCUUGAACAUGAAAUAAAAAUAGAACACCACACAUAGAAAGAAAAGAAAAUCGCGUUGCAAUCCGAAAAAUAUAAAUAAAUAAUAGGAGUUCAAAAGCCCCCGUAGCAAAGAUUGAUAUAGCAAAAAUUUACACUAUAUAUUGUUGCUUUGAAAACACCACACUUUGUUUUACUUCAGAAGGAACAAACAGUUGUUGUAUUCAAAGUUUUAUGUUGUGAGUUAAUUAUUAAAAAGGGAAAAAUGGAAGAAAAAAAAAUAUUUGUAGUAAUGCACAUUACAAAACACACACCCACAUUGAUUUCCCAAUGAAAAAAAUAAUAGUUCUUCCUUUGAUUUGUGCAGUGUUGAAAAAAAAAAUAGAAGCUGUUAAAUUAUAGACACCAAAUAGACUCUGAAGAAAAGCGAAAUAAUUGUGUAGAUGAGAGACUAAUGGGCUCACACAUGUGUGAACGAAUUUGAAAGAAAAACUGAACCAACCAAUUUUUUUUAGCAUUUUAUUGUUGUAAGGUGUAGCAAAUUUGGGUUUUGAUGUAUUUUUUGACUAAUAUGCAAUCAACAUUUCGAUGAUUUCUCUCUCACACACACAUACACCCUCCCCCUCCCCCACACACAUGCGUGAUUCCAAUUCCAGAAGAAUGAUUUUUAUUUUAGAAUUUUGGUUUUAAUGUGCAAAAAUAAAAUCGUCCGUCCGAUUUUGUUGCGUGAAACAAAAAAAAAUGUUCAUUUGGCUCAUCCAUUUGACCGUUUUCCUUCGUUCGGUUCAACAUUCGUUUACAUUUAAGAUUUCACGAUAAUUUGAACAAAAAAAAUGCAUACAAUUUUCUUUUGGAUAUAUGUAUUGCAUCACGAUGGUUAUAUUUUAUCAAAAUAGAUGUGACUCAAGAAUUGAAAUCAACAAAUGAAUUAAAAUAUUACGCGCACGCACAACAUGAAAAUCAAGUGAACAAAAAAAAAACUGAAGUAUUAUUUUUAGUUAUUUGAAUUGAAAAAAAAAUCCAAAAAAGAAAACAACAACAACAAACAACAAGUGAAAUAAUGUUAACACAGAUAAACUUAAACGCCAUUCUUUUGAUCUCAUUUACAUGGAUGUUUAUAAAAAAAAGAAGAUAAAUUUUUUAUUUUACGCGUUAUCACGAAUAUUAUGAUAGUUGCAAACAGAUCGUAUAUUAUAAUACAUCAAUAUGUACUUGUUUCAAUCAUUUUUGAUUCAUGUGAUUCCAUUAUUUCUUACUCCAAGUCAGUUUACAUUGUUCGUGAAUUUACCUUUUUUAUGGAUUUUUACAUUGUCGAAUCGAAUUUAUUUCACACUCAAAAAAUGAAGACACGAAAAAAACAGCAGCAUAAACAAAGGGUAUUUGCUAUUUACUAAAAGAAAAUGAUAUUGAUGGACUGAAUUUAAAAGUUUACGCAGAAUUUGAUCCAUAGUUUCGGAAAUGAAUUUGCUCAAGCAUCUAUGAUAUGUUGGCGACGCUAUUACAGCUUAAGCAAAUAUUUCGUAGUCAAAAUGAAUUGUAGCGGAUAUGUGCCAGCCAAUGAAAAUCCAUAACAAUAAUAUGUAAUGAAAAAGAGCUUACCAAUGAACAAAAAAAAAACAAAUAAACAAAUAAACAACCAGUGAGAAGCAUAAAUCAAAGAAUAACACAAAGUUCUUUGAUAUUGCUAAGUAUUAUACAUAUACAUAUACAUAUAUUAAAACCAAUAGCAAUAGUAGUCAGUUACAAUGAUUCCAUAUUCCAAGUGUUUUCGUGUCCGACAAAUACUAUUUUAAAUGAAUUUAGAACAUCACUGAAUGGGUAUUAGAUUAAUGAACAUUAUAUUUGUGCCAUAAUCUACAAUUAAUAUUUAUUUAUCAUUUAACCAAUGAUGGAAAUUUAUUCAAUAAAUAUUUAUGAGAGAAA